Moneuplotes crassus is the source of this 272-nucleotide messenger RNA. The record is from the annotation of a GenBank genome assembly. Lineage: Eukaryota; Ciliophora; Spirotrichea; Euplotida; Euplotidae.
AAUUUACCUCGCGAAAUAAAAUGGGAAACCAACUAGUUAGUGUCUGAUGCAACUCACAAGAUGCUAAAAUUGAUUAUACUUGCAAUUUACCAAUCCAACAAAGAAAAACUAUGCCGAUAGAAGCACCUAGGACAAUGGGAAGAUUAAUGGAUCCAGCACAAGAUGAACCUUUAACUGAACCUGAAAACACUGAUGGUGAAGGUACUAAAAUGAUUCAGCCUCACCACCAAAGAAACCUGCAUAUGCACAAAGCCAUCAAGAGUGCUUCCUAG